Messenger RNA from Meriones unguiculatus (Mongolian gerbil), 1074 nucleotides. RefSeq names its product heat shock transcription factor, X-linked member 3-like. The transcript has 2 exons. NCBI's taxonomy places the organism in Eukaryota, Metazoa, Chordata, Mammalia, Rodentia, Muridae. Gene Ontology annotation, biological process: regulation of DNA-templated transcription. The record is from RefSeq and is a predicted model, not a curated record. Bases 1 to 1074 code for a protein of 357 amino acids. Gene Ontology annotation, molecular function: sequence-specific DNA binding; DNA-binding transcription factor activity.
AUGGCUAGUCAGAAUGAUGAAGAGGAGAGUGAAGCCAACAAGAACCCAGUUUUUGAUCAAGAACCUGAAAGGAAUGUCCUCCCUAAUGCUUUACCUGAUUCAGCGGAGGAGUCAAAAGAGGAUCUGGCAAGGCAAGAAGACCAAGAUGUAAUACAAAGUCCAGCCUUCAAAGACAACCCUCCAGCCGAAGAUGAAAGCCAACCUACAGGCGAUGAAGAAGGUGACACCGACCUCCUCAGUCUGCCCUUCCCCAGGAAGCUGUGGAUCAUAGUGCAGAACGAAGCAUUCGAGUCUGUGAGUUGGAAUGAGGAAGGAGAUGCAAUCCUGAUUAAAAUCGAUCUUUUCCAGAGAGAAGUCCUUCACCGCAAGGGAACAAAAAAGAUUUUUGAAACAGACAGUUUGAACACUUUUAUUCACCAGCUCAACUUGUAUGGAUUCAGAAAUAUAUACCCUGAGGCCUCAACAGUUUCCUCUGGAGAGAAUGGGAGAAUAAUGAUGUACUGUAAUGUCAACUUUCAGAGAGAUAAGCCUGCACUCCUUGAGUAUCUCUGGGGAAAAGAAGACCUGGGAAAUCUUCCCCACCAAGUGAUCUGUGUACCCGUUCCACUUAGCCUUUCUCAAGAGCCAACUUCAAAGAAAAAGAAGGUGUUACCAACCAGAUAUUCUCCACGAUUCUAUCAUAAGGCUGAGGAAGAAGACGGUGAAGAAGAGUCAAAGAAGAAAAUUGUGUAUAGUACUGUAUGGGCUAUGAAAUCUGUCCCUGGGAGUUCCCUAGAAAAGCAGUCUCCUGGGGAGUCAAGUAACCCAACUGCGGAAGACACCUCAGGAAAUAUUGUCUGUGUGCCUCCAGCUGAUCCUGGAACUGAAGGCACAGAAGAAGUACCCCAUGCUCACUCAUCGGAGCACCCCAUUUUGGGAUCUAUGAUGUCUCUGUAUAACAACUCCUGUUCUGUCCUAUUGUCUGCCCUCUCCAAAAGGCCAGCAAAUGAAUCCCCUGAUGAAGAAGAGCAGGAAGGCUCCUCAGAUUACAAGUGUGUAACCUGUGAAUCCAUACGCAAUAGGCGUCGCUUAUGA